Messenger RNA from Stegostoma tigrinum, 6117 nucleotides. Its product is annotated as protein PML-like. Gene Ontology annotation, biological process: positive regulation of DNA-templated transcription. The transcript has 10 exons. Gene Ontology annotation, cellular component: nucleoplasm; chromatin. The record is from RefSeq and is a predicted model, not a curated record. Bases 1198 to 4017 code for a protein of 939 amino acids. NCBI's taxonomy places the organism in Eukaryota, Metazoa, Chordata, Chondrichthyes, Orectolobiformes, Stegostomatidae. Gene Ontology annotation, molecular function: zinc ion binding; ubiquitin-protein transferase activity; nucleic acid binding.
UAAUUCUGAACCAAAACUAGGUGUUUCCCUUAGUUCAGACUCUGUGGUUGGGUGCUAAGAGUGCUGUAGACCUGGGGUUGGUAAUUGCCCGGGGCUUAGGGAUUGCAGUCUGAACCAAUAGUUGUAUCUGGGCCCUGGGUACUUUCACUUUUGGUGGGAGAGUAACAAACUGCGAGGGAAACUUGCCUGAGCGAGCCCCGGCAUCGUUCACAGCUACAUCAGCGUCAGCAGCGCCUACACCCCGCAGGCACUGACCCGGCUCCCCCUCCCAGGGUCAGCGUUUUGCUUCUAAGGAAGAAAUUUAUUCAGCCUGAGGAACAGCCACGAAACGGCUAAAGUCUAGAGGGCUCCCUUGCGGUAUUGUGCUGUUUGAAACCUAAUCUUAUCUCACCUUUUGUUUCUUUUUGCCAGUGGUGGAAAUCUGCAUCCCCUGGUCAGGCGGCCCCCGGCUUCACCAUUUCUGUCGCUCCUGAUCAGGAGCCCAUGGUGAAUUUAACUCCUCCCUCUCUGUAGCCCCGUAACUCCCAAGACUGAACAAGAGGUAGCAAGAACUGCAGAUGCUGGAGUCAGGCAACACGGUGUGGAUCGAGCUGGAGGAACACACCAGGCCCGGCGGCAUCAGGGGAGCAGGAAAGUUAACGUUUUGGGUCGGGUCACUGCUUCAGAAAAUGAAGGCUAUGAACAAGAUGCUGGGAAGAUGGGAUUAGAAUGGGCAGCCAGUUUUUACUUUUAUUUGGGAUGGUGCAGGUCCAGUGAGCUGAAUGGCCAGUUUUUGUGCUGUAAAGUUUUGGUUCCUAUCCACUCCACAGGAGUAGAGUAAUUUGAAUGCCCCAGUGAAAUUUCCCUUUCAAUUACCCUAAACAAUCAAGAAUAAUUCUAGUGUCUCCACAUUACUGAGUGCUCCCAUUCUUAUUCCAGUCCUAGAGCUCUCUGGAGGGGUCAGCACAGGGCAGACAGGGAAGAAGUGUUCCGUAUUGUAGAAGUACACGAACCAAAAGGCAUAUUGGUUAAGGUGAAUCCCAAAAGAAUCAAAGGCGAAAUGAGAGAAACUGUGUGCAGUGAGGUGUUUGGAUAUGGAAUGCACAGCUGGGGAGUGCAGAUUCAGCUACUGCUUUCAAAAGGGAAUUGGACUAUUAGCUGAAGAGAAGAAGAAUUGUAGAGGUAUGGAGAAAAGGCAGUGGAGUGACACUGGCUACAAUGCCCUCGGAGAGAAGAGUGAUGGAAACCACCUCCGUGGUGAGUCUGGUGCCUGAGGAAUUUGAAUGUGGAGUUUGCAGCAAACAGCUGGAUAGACCCAAGCUGCUGCCAUGUCUCCACAGCAUUUGCCAGGAGUGUCUGCAGCCCAAGAAUGCAGACCCAGUUGGUGCUACCUGUCCUGUGUGCAGUGCCCCUGUGCACGAGGACAUCACUAAUGCACAGGACAACACGUUUGCAGCGAACGUGCUGAGCAAGCUGCUGUUACAGAAGAGAAUAGAAGUGGGUCUGGACAUCUGGUGUAGCCUGUGCCAGACCUGUGGGGAUGACAAGCCAGCCACCUCCCUGUGCUUCGAAUGUGACCACUUCAUGUGCCUGAGGUGCUGCCACUCCCACCAGCUGCUAACCGAAAGGUACGGACACCUGGUGAAGACUCUGGAUGAGCUGAGGACGCUUGGCUGUGAAGAGUUUGUGACUUGCGCGAGGAAGGGGAAACAGGCCAUUUGUCCAGACCACCAGGAACAGAAUGUAAGGUUUUUCUGCAAGACUUGUUCCAUGAGCAUUUGCUGCAAUUGCCUACUUCUUUCUCACAUUUCCCCAGAGCACUGUUACCACGACAUUAAGCAGGAAGCCAUUCUGAAGAAGGAAGAGUUGAAAGAAAUGGUGGAGGCAAUCCAGGAAAACCAGAACAAAUUCAUUGAAGCCCAAAAACAACUGAAAUGCCUGAAAGAAAGCCUGGAUAUUGCGAAAAAUAAUACAGAAGCAUUAAUAAAACAGAAAGCUUUAGCCACUAUUGAAGAGAUUAAUAGGCAAGGCGAUGCAUUGCUGACAGAGCUAGAGAGUGAGUGCAGUUCUGUGGAGAGGAGAUUGACCAACAGCUUGAACAAUGCAGAACAAAUAAUUAAACGAUUGGGAGCUGGCAAAGUGCAGGCAGGAAACUUGUUGAGGUUUGGUAGCAGUGAGGAGAUGAUGGUGAUGUACAAUACAAUCAAGUCAGCACUGACAGCCGUUGCGACCGAGACAUUUGAGGAUGUGAGUAAGGAAGACACUUGGAUUGAGUUCAUAGAAUGCACAUUGGAAACACAGAAUCUACUGGGAACACUGUUUUGCAAAGAAGAACCGAGCGAGGGGGCUGAUGAUUCUGAAGCUGAGGACAUGCUGCUGGACACGUUUUCAAAUCACGACCAGGAGAGACCUGCAGCAGGAGUGAGCCCAGGCAACUUCCUGAUCCACCCAGCAGCUGAAGAGAUGCUCAGAGCAACCGUGAGCAGCACCGAUGAGUUUGAGUUCGAGUUCGAGAAUGUGACGUCACCAAAUAGCUGUUCGCAAAGAGCAAACCAAGGACAGAGUGACUCAGUGGACUCUCUCAGACUGCCAUUCACUAAUGUGGUAGGAGGGGAAGGUGAGAGAUCUAAGCAGACUUUGACUCUGACUUCUGUCUGCAGUGCAUCGGCAAGCAAUGUGUGGCCAAGUGGACAUUCUUUCCCAAGCAAAGUCACGGAGAAGCACCAGAAAGUUUCAGAUAAAAGGCGGAAAAAACGAUCACAGUCACCAGAGGAUGAGAAAGUGGCAAAGACCAAAAAACAGUGCCUGCACUCUGAACAUAAUUAUAGCGUGAAGCCUGCAUCUGACUGCCAACCCGGACUCCUAGUCCAGAGCAACAUGGACGGGACUAUGCCAAACAUUUCCUUUGAAAUAGAAAAGGAACCCUGGCAACUGCCAACAGAAAAAAGGAUAAAAAUAUCACCUGAAAGCAGUGAGGACAACAGGGGCCCUAGUGAGGGCAUAUUUUCCCAUCUGUCUGCAAUGCACAGAGAGGCAUCUACAGCUAGUGAGAACAAUUUGUCAUCUGUUCAUUGCUUGGAGCCAAAUGAUUUGAAUCUAAGCAUUGGAGAUCGGAAUCAAGAUAAAGCAACUCAAAUUCACCUCAGUCUGGAAAUGGGGGGGAGUCCACUGGUGUUUUUCCAACUGCAGACCACAGGAACAGGAAGCGGUGAUAUUAUUCAGCUGUCAGCAGUGAGUGGUGAGAAGACCUUUGACAAGUAUAUCCUGCCCAGGGAACCUGUGUCAGCAGGAGCUACAAACAUCUCUGGAAUACAGGUCACGGAUGGAGUCUGGUACCUAAGAGGAGAACCUCAAACAACCUGCAGUAUCCGGGACGCUAUGACAGGGUUCCUUCAGUUCCUGCAGUCACUGGGGAGGUCUCUGUUAGCAGGCCACAACAUUUGGGUCCGUGAUUGUCAAGUCAUUUACAAGGCAUGGGAGGACCUCUUCAUGAAAGAUCAAUUCGCCAGAUGUGUGACUGGGUUCUUGGAUAUGUUAUGGCUGGCCAGGUAUCUUGUCCCCAGGUCAAAGGUCAAGAGCUAUAAAUUGAAGAAUUUAGUCACAGCCUGUGUUCAGGAAUCAUUUAUUUCUGAAGGGUCUCUGAGCAAUGCGAGGGCCAUACAGGAGCUGUAUUCUGUUCUAAAACCUACGCCAGGGCAAAUUCGCAAGAGUCAGUUUACACUCUCUCAGCUCGAGUGCAGAAUAUCACUGCAACCUCUCUUUGAUCAGCAAAUGAUAUCCCGUCUGGUUGUCGAUAAUUUUGCUUCUGAGGGAAUCAGCCUGCAUAUACUGCAGCUGGCUCAUAACAAUAACCCGCAGUUUGGACUGCGAGACCUGCUUCGUGGUUAUGACAAUCUGGGCCUCUUGAACCUGCAGCUGGUUGUAAAACAAAUUCGGUCUUAUUUCGAGCAACAGAAAGGAAAACGCAGAAACUGUCCGAGUACAAUGAGGAGCCUAAAGGUGGAAAAAGAGUGCGUCAGGCAGCUGUGGCAAAUGUAAUUCCUGUGGGAGGUCACAGUCAUUUGAUUAGCUGCUUGUUGAAUGUAGUAAGUAAGUUCCCGUUAAUAGAUUGUGGAACUGUACUCUAAUCUAAGACCACCUCUCUAUCACUCCAGCACUGAUCUGAGACUGUUAGAUGGUGUGCAUGCAUGAAGCAGUCCUGUGGUCAAUGCCCACUCCUUUAACCUUUGUUCUAGGAACAGUUGUUCAGAGUGUCUGGCCUUGGGGUUAGAAGGUUCAAGCUCACUAAUUUCUGCAUCCGUGUUCAGGGCAGUGGUGGAGAGAAUCAGCCUACAUUCCUGCUCUCGGUAGCUAUCUUGUGAACUCUGAGGUUGGAGAGUUCAUGUUAUCCAGACAUUGCCUAUGGACACACCACUGCAUCUGAGCUUUGCUUCAGGUGUUUUGGUAGAUCACUGACAUUCUGAGCAUUAGUCAUACUGAUCAGUGCACCUACAAGCUCCCUGGACACACUGGGUCACUUGCUUGCUCCACAUUCUGCCCUCUUCCAAACCUCCAUAGAAACUGAACAAUGGGACAACAUCAGAGAGGCCCCAGAUCUCAUCAGAGCCCGAGAGCAUGAGCCAAACUGAAGGAUCCAUUGGCAUUGUGACCCUUGUUUCCCUUUCCACAUCAGUUAGGGCUCCUGUACAAACUGUUUGGAAAAGGCAGUCAGGCAGCCGUUCCGUGUGUGGACCUUGAGUUGCUGUUGUAGCAAAAGAGGGGGUACAGGAUCAGAAAACACAAUUACUGCAUCCAUCUGCAAGGUCUCAUUUUAGACAAAUAUCACAGUCCUCAUUUCCUUGGGACAUGAUACCACUGAUUACUGGUAAGUGAAAGUGAAAUGGGAUCAGUUAUGAGGGCGUGUAGUUGGCAAGAGAUUGGAGGGCAUGAGCACCAGCGUGGAGUUUGCUUGCUCCAGGUAGCUGGAAAUCCUUGUUUGCCCGAUGUUGGGGAUGAGUAACCCUCAUUAAAUUUUCUUGGAAAAGCUCAAAUGCCUAGUUUAAGUCCUCAUCUCCUAUAAUUUAUAUUUUUGCAUUACCGGCACGCCCUCUGUAACCUAAAGGAGCCAACUUGUGUGGGAUCUUUCUGGGUGCUAUGUGGUCACACAGCUCAGAGGGAACCUUGAGUUGGAGACAGAUACGCUGAGUUUCUAGGCAACAUUCCACACUCUGUCCAGUUGGUAAAGGCAGACCAAAGUAGAAGGAAGAAUAAAAUCUUCACUGGGAGACAAGGCCAAUUUGUAUCUCACCUGGCAGUCUGAGGACCCACCUCAACCACUAGCACCAGCACCAACCCUCUUUCCCCCACUUCCUCCUUUUUACUGAGUGCUGCAUCAUCUAGGGAGAUACUUUGUCCUGACUGAAUUUAAGCACAGGAAUCUCAGUGUAAGGAGCUGAUUUCUGUAUGAAACAUACCUAGAAUACCCUCCAGACUACUGUCCGCAGACAAAGCCUUUCAGGCAUUAUCUGCCAUGUUACCAGUCAAAACACGUGAUUGAAUCAAUUGCGGGUAUAGGUGGAUCCCACAAAAUGACUCUCAGUCACACCAAUCUCGGUGUAAAGUGAUUGAUUAAUUUUCUGAAGAAGAGUGCAGACCUGAAACGUCAGCCUUCCUGCUCCUCUGCUGCUUGGCCUGCUGUGUUCAUCCAGCUCCACACCUUGUUGGCUCAGACUCUAGCAUCGGCAGUUCCUACUGUCUCUGAUUAAUUCCACCUCUUUUAUACUGAGACUGUACCUCUGUAUAAAUUUGUCACGAGGUUCAAAAUAGAAAACUUCAAAUUUAUGGUUCACAGUUUUUCAAAAUAAAUCUUUAUGACAUUUUAUGCAAGUAUUUCAAUGCUCAUUUUAUUUCUAAUUUGGGCCAUUGGGAGCACUAACUUGUUAUAAGUUUGUAAUUCAGGGAAGGUGCUGUUUAUAGGCCACUGUUUCCUUUCCCUCUUAUUCAGUGAUCAUGCUGGGAAUAAAUAUUCUGCUGUGUUCUGUUGAUUUUAUGCCAAUGAUUUUUGGAGCAUUCUUUCAGUUAUUCAUGAUUUCCAGAGCAUGAAAAGCUGCAAAGCUUAGAAUUCAAGGCCUUUAGAAUGUAAGGGGAUGGAUUGGAAGG